AUCACAGCACGUAUUAAUAAGCUUUGUUAUGGCCUUGAUUUAAACUUCGUUGAUCCAGUAGCUGUCACUCAAAAGGUCAUUUCCGGUGUUUAUCAAGGCGUUAGUACCGUCGAAUUGGACAAUUUAGCAGCGGAGACGGCAGCCUAUAUGACAACAAAGCAUCCUGAUUAUGCCAUUCUAGCUGCGCGUAUUGCAAUCUCUAAUCUUCAUAAAGAGACAAAGAAAGCUUUUUCUACAGUUAUUGAUGACCUUUAUAAUUAUGUAAAUCCAAAAACUGGAGCACGUGCUCCAAUGAUCUCUGAAACAACUUAUAAUAUCAUCAUGAAAAAUUCACAAAAACUUAAUUCUACUAUCAUUUAUGAUAGAGAUUAUAAGUAUAACUAUUUUGGUUUCAAGACGCUUGAAAGAUCUUAUCUUUUGCGAAUUGAUGGAAAAGUUGCUGAAAGGCCGCAACACAUGCUCAUGCGCGUGUCUGUUGGUAUUCAUGGAGAAGAUAUAGAUGCAGCAGUCGAAACUUACAAUUUAAUGUCUGAAAAAUAUUUUACUCAUGCAUCACCGACACUUUUUAAUGCUGGAACUCCACGACCUCAACUUUCAAGUUGUUUCCUUCUGACAAUGAAAGAUGAUUCCAUUGAAGGCAUCUAUGAUACGUUAAAGACGUGUGCCAUGAUCUCAAAAACAGCUGGUGGCAUUGGUUUGAAUAUACAUAAUAUUCGUUCCUCUGGAUCUUACAUUGCGGGAACUAAUGGUUAUUCAAAUGGUAUCAUUCCCAUGCUUCGUGUAUAUAAUAAUACUGCACGAUACGUUGAUCAAGGAGGGAAUAAACGUCCCGGUGCGUUUGCUGUCUAUUUGGAAACAUGGCAUCCAGAUGUUUUCGAUUUUUUGGAUUUAAAGAAGAAUACUGGUAAAGAGGAAGUACGAGCACGAGAUUUAUUUUAUGCACUUUGGAUUUCUGACUUAUUUAUGAGACGGGUUGAAUCUGAUGAUCUUUGGAGUCUUUUUGACCCAGCAGAGGCACCUGGACUUAUGGAUGUUUGGGGAGAUGAAUUUGAGAAAUUAUAUGAAGAUUAUGAACGUCAAGGCCUGGCACGUAAAGUCGUUAAAGCCCAAAAAGUAUGGUCUGCAAUAUUAGAAUCACAAAUCGAAACGGGUACACCGUAUAUGCUCUAUAAAGAUUCUUGCAAUCGCAAAUCUAACCAGCAGAACCUCGGAACGAUCAAAUGUAGCAAUUUAUGCACUGAGAUUAUCGAAUAUUCUAGCUGUGAUGAGGUAGCUGUGUGUAAUUUAGCAAGCAUAGCUUUACCAAU
Messenger RNA from Scutellospora calospora, 1307 nucleotides. The record is from the annotation of a GenBank genome assembly. NCBI's taxonomy places the organism in Eukaryota, Fungi, Glomeromycota, Glomeromycetes, Diversisporales, Gigasporaceae.